GGGUUCACUGCAGUGAGCAGAUUCAUCUGAGCGAAUCCACUCUAGUCCACUCUCUAGAGCUAACCCUAAGUUAACAAUGGCAUUCGCCGGAAUCCUGAAUGAGGCUGACAUCACUGCAGCCCUUGCAGCUUGCCAAGCUGCCGACUCUUUCAAGCACAAGGACUUCUUUGUUAAGGUUGGCCUGGCUGGUAAGUCUGAUGAUGACGUCAAGAAGGCCUUUGCUGUCAUUGACCAGGACAAGAGUGGCUUCAUUGAGGAGGAUGAGCUGAAGCUGUUCCUGCAGAACUUCUCUGCCAGUGCCAGAGCUCUGACCGACGCUGAGACUAAGGAGUUUCUCAAAGCCGGUGACUCUGAUGGUGACGGCAAGAUCGGAGUUGAUGAGUUUGCUGCCUUGGUCAAGGUUUAAAUGAACAAACUGACCAACAUCUUACUUCACUACUCUAAAGGAACAACUUGAGCCAAGACUAACCCUCCUCUCUUCUCCUCUUCCCUCUCACUCUCUCUCAACUCUCCACACCACUUUUAUACACUUGACCUUUCACCUCCCUCCAGACCAUAAACAACCUGCUCCCUCUGUCUCUUCCUCUCUCUCUCUCUUUCUCUCCCUCUCUCUCCCUCUCUGGCCGUGCUCACCCCUUUGCUGUCCACAAUGAAUGUACCUGACUAAGUGUAUAGCGUGGCUGACUUGUGUCUUUCUCUCUCUCUCUCUCACUUCUGUCGUCGUUUUACUAUGUGAGUUUUGCUUACCGUGAGAUCAGUGACGAUGCACUUUUAUGGGAAACGGACGGACGAUGAGAAAACAAUAAAGGUUCUUUUUCAAUAACACAA
This is a messenger RNA of Lates calcarifer (barramundi perch), 828 nucleotides long. RefSeq names its product parvalbumin 3 (gene pvalb3). The transcript is spliced from 5 exons. NCBI's taxonomy places the organism in Eukaryota, Metazoa, Chordata, Actinopteri, Centropomidae. The record is from RefSeq and is a predicted model, not a curated record. Bases 77 to 406 code for a protein of 109 amino acids. Gene Ontology annotation, cellular component: nucleus; cytoplasm. Gene Ontology annotation, molecular function: calcium ion binding.